AUGGCUCACCUCGACCCUCUGCCGCACGAGCUCGCCCAGCUAGCCUCGAAGCAGUCACUCGCACUCUCGCACGACCUCGCAACCCUCGACGAGCUCAUCGCGCGCCUCUCGCGCGCCAGAGACCGCCUCGACCCCCACUCGUCACCCGACGACGCACACUCGCUCGCAGAGAGCACCGUGGCGGAUGAGCUGUUGCAGUUGAGCUCGUAUGUCAAGAACACGGCGUACAGGGACGCGGACAAGGCCCACAAGGAGUGGAGCAGCGCCGUGAGCAGGCUCGGAAAGACUGUCGACAAGAAAUUCAGCGGCCCGCCCGCUCCACUGUUCCCGCCCGCACCCGUUCCCGCAACUCCCUCUCCCUCGACUUUCUCUCCUUUCUCCUCCUUCCCUCACUUCGCUGCCUCCUCCACCACACCGACACCCGUCUCCUCCACCCCAUCCGACCCGACGCCCUUCGCCUCUCCCUCAGCGCACUCCGCCCUAAACUCCACAAUCGCAACACACCUCGCUCGCUCCGGCUCGUUCGAGACGCUCGAUACGUUCCUCCGUGAGUCGGGGACAGCAAGACCGCCUGAGUUGAGCGACGAGGUCGUGCAGAAUUUGAAGGAGCUGAGAGAGGUCGUGGAGGAUGUGAGGAGGGGGAAAGUGCAACGGGCGUUGGAGUGGGUUGCGAAGGCUCAGGCGGAGGAGGAGGCACGCGAGGGUGGAGGAGUACCUGGCGAAGCGGACGGGCUGGAGGAACUGGAGUACCGCUUGCGGAAGGAGGAGUUUGUGCGUAUCGUGUUGGCGGGGGAGGCGGAGGCUGCGACGAAGCGCGAGGCUGCGAUGGUGGGCGAGCCAGAACACGCCGGUGACGCGGCGAUGGACACGGACGAGGCGCCUCCACCUGCUGGCUUCGGUCGCCGCAAGUCGUCCGUCCUCUCGACCACAUCGUCCCUCUCGCUCGUCCGGCAACCUCCCUCUGCCCUUCCCGGUCCCGCGCCCCCUACGCACGUUCAACACGCACUCUCCAACGGCGGCCUUCACUUCCGGCGCUUUAUCGCCUCCUCCUCUCACCCCUCGCGCGCAACCGAAAUCUGCGCCCUCUUCACCAGCACGAUGUACCUGCCGCUCUCUCGUCUCGCCUCGACGCCCUACGCACCCAUCUACGCUCCUUACCUCCUCCCUCCUCCCGCCGUUCCAAGUCCAACUGAAUCCUUGCUCGCGCUCUUUACAUCCCUCUUCCUCGCCCGCCUGCCACACAAACUCCCUCGCGACGGUCCGCUCAAGGUCGUUACGGACGUGGGUGGGUCAGGAGCGUUGGCGAAGAUUAUGAAAGUGCGAGCGGUGAUGAAGGAGAAGAAGACCGAGUGGAGCGCGGUGGGCGAACUUCCCGUCGAGAUCCCCCUCCCCCUCUCCUACCGCUUCCACUCGAUCUUCUCGUGCCCCGUCUCGAAAGAACAGUCGACGCCGCAGAACCCGCCGAUGCUCCUUCCGUGCGGACACGUCAUUGCGAGGGAGAGCCUGGUCAGGCUCGCGAGGGGGACGCCAACCCUCAAAUGCCCCUACUGCCCGGUGGUCUCACACUUCAACUCGUGCGUGCGCGUCUACUUCUGA
Molecule: messenger RNA, 1596 nt
Organism: Rhodotorula toruloides NP11
Lineage: Eukaryota; Fungi; Basidiomycota; Microbotryomycetes; Sporidiobolales; Sporidiobolaceae
Product: regulator of gluconeogenesis
Exons: 4
Coding region: 1-1596 (531 amino acids)
Biological process (GO): proteasome-mediated ubiquitin-dependent protein catabolic process
Cellular component (GO): cytoplasm; nucleus; GID complex
Molecular function (GO): ubiquitin protein ligase activity; protein binding
Source: RefSeq, a predicted model, not a curated record